Messenger RNA from Naegleria gruberi, 1251 nucleotides. RefSeq lists its product as uncharacterized. The coding region runs from base 1 to 1251 and encodes 416 amino acids. NCBI's taxonomy places the organism in Eukaryota, Heterolobosea, Eutetramitea, Acrasida, Naegleriidae. The transcript has a single exon. The record is from RefSeq and is a predicted model, not a curated record.
AUGAAUUUUAAUUGUUCGGAUUUAUGUAUUGAUUCGGGGUCUGGAGUUUGGGAUAACAAGACCUCGAUAUAUGAUUGGAUUAAUUAUUGUCAAUAUUGUAGAAAUGCGAAUGGAUUUGAAAAGUAUCAUCAACUUCGUCUUGGACAUUCUUGUAACAAUACGAAACUAAUAGAUUCUCGAACUAGGAUUGUGGACAUUAUUGAAUCCAUUCCAAAUGAUAUUAGAUAUUGUGGAACGGUAAAUAUAGGAAUUCCUCUUGUAGUUGGUCCAUUAAUGGACAGUUAUGCAAUAGUUUGCUAUUGCGAGAAACAUAAUCGUUUUGAAUUUGAAUGUGUAAAACAUGGAUGGGAGAAUAUUCUUAAAGAGUCAUUGGAUUUUGGAGGCCUGAUUGUUUUUUCUCUGUUAUUCAUUGUGACAAUCUCUUUGCUACUCAUCCCAAAAUCAGUCAAUUAUUUCAAAAAGGUACCAGGAUUCACAAUCCUUAGACUAAUUCCCUCACUUGCUCUAACUUUCUCUUCCCUAUGUUACAUUGUCAAUUAUUCCCUUUAUUUCACACCUAGUUUUGCAGUAGCGACUACGUUUCUCAUGAUGGCACAAUUGAUGCAGUUUUAUUCAUUAUUCCCAAUUGUAAUGAGAUGGUAUGGAAUGGCCACUCUGAUUAAUCAGAAUCAACAGGGGAAGCCAAACAACUAUUCCAUUAAGAAGGUAUAUAUCAUUGCUGUGAUUUUAUUCUUCAUUGCUGUCUUGUUCGUAUGCUUUGUGACAGUUGCCAUUCCAUUAUUAAUUGGAGAUCAAUAUUUUCUCUAUACCUAUGUUGCGAUUUCGUGGUUGAGUGAGGUAUUAUGCCUAUCCAUGUUUAUUAUUACUUCACGUAGAGUGAAUUCUGUAUUGAAAAAGCUGUCUGACAUUGUUUCGAAUACUGUUCCGUUUAUCAAGCUCUCUAACUUUUCCAUACUUUUCGUAUUGGUAAUUUCUUUUAUUGAUCUGAAUGGAGUAUUUGCAAAGCUGGUUAAUGACAGAGUAUUCCUAGCAUACACUCAAAUAUUAACAGAUGUUCUUUAUUGCAUUCUUUUUUGUAGGAUUGUAAUAUUUGAUUUUGAUUAUGAGGACUUUAAGAUUUUCAAAAAGCAAACCAAUGAUGCUAAUGGGAAAAUUGAAGAAAUUAAACAGGAGCUAUCAGUAACCACAAAUAGUCAUGAACAUGAAACAUCCAAUUCAUCUAGCAGUAGUUAUUACUUGUUGGACAACUAA